AUGGAUGAAGACUUGAAACCAGAGGCACUUGACUCUACUCUUCAGAGCCCCUCAGAGACAUUACUUUCCAUACGACUGUUGGACUUUAAAACAAGUCUGUUGGAGGCAGUAGAAGAGCUGCGUAUAAGAAGGAAAACAGAGGCUAAUUAUGAAGAUCAGAUAAGCAGAAUUGUUGUAGAGAAACAGGAACUCGAAUGGCAGAAGGAAACUCUCCAGCAUCAGAUGGACACAUUGUACCAGCAAAACAAAGAAGCCAUGGCAGCUUUUAAAAAACAGUUACAGGCAAGGAUGUUUGCCAUGGAGGAAGAAAAGGGAAAAUACCAACUUGCUGUGGAAACAAAAGAAAAAGAAAUUGAUGGGUUGAAAGAAACAUUGAAAGCAUUGCAGAUUUCAAAAUACACUUUGCAAAAGAAACUGAAUGAAAUGGAUCAAAAAUUACAGAUGCAGCUCAUGGGGAAAGAGGAGCAUCAUAAGAAACUGAAUGAAGUUGAGAGGUGUUAUGCUACUAUUGCAUCACAGUUUGGAAUCAUAAAAGGUGUUCAUGGAAAACUAGAGCACAGUGUGCAGGAAGCCAUACAGCACAACAAGAGACUCACAGCAGUGAACAGGAGACAAGAGGCUGAAAUAAGUAACCUGAAGGAAGAACUGAAGAAAGUAACUACAGACUUGAUAAGGUCCAAGGUCACAUCUCAGUACAGGGUGGGAGAAGAAAACAUCAAUCUUGCAGUGAAGGAGAAACAGUUUCAAGAACUGCAGCAAAAACUCAGAAUGGAGACAGCAGUGAGUAAAAGAAUCCAAGAGGAAAACGCUCACAUCAAAGAGGAACAGCUGGAAAUUCUCAGCUCUCUCCAGUGUGUGCAGGAGCUGCUCCAGCGAAUAAGCCAAACGAAUGUUAGGAUGGAAAGUGAAUUAAAUGCACUGAAAGAAGAAUAUCAGGCCCUUGAGAGAGAUAAUGAGCUGCAAAGGGAGAAGGCAAAGGAAAAUGAAGAAAAGUUCCUUAAUCUUCAGAAGGAGCAUGAGAAAGCACUAAGAACUUGGAAAAAAGAUGAGGAAAACAUGAGAAGAGAAAUAGACACUAUAAAAAAUGAGCUGAAUACCCUGAAAGGACUUCACAGACAUCUUGAAGAUUCUCAACCUCCUCAGGAAAUUCAGAGUUCUGAGCAGGUGGAAAAUCUGCAGGUGCAUUCAGCAGCUCAGCCCACACCAAUAGAUGUGAGUGGUCAAGAACACUCCAAAGACAGUGAAGUACAGGCUAUUCAGAAAGAAAAGGAGUUUGUGCAAUCCAUAAUAAGAAAAUAUGGUAAUUGUGGACAUGAAGAAGACCCUGAAGUAAAAACCAUAAGGGACCACUCUUCAAGCACUGAGGAACUGCAGAUAGAGACCUGAAAUUUACAAGUUCUUGAAAGCAGUUUUAAGGAUGAAGUUAAUGUUGCCAGCCCUCGUGAAGGAAAGCAAAGGGAGGUGUCUCCCAGGAAUACCCUCUGCACAGAUACUGAUUUAAUUACCCAAGGACAGAGCUCAGAAAUGGAUGUCACUGGGUGCAAAGAGGCAGAAAAUCUAGGACCAACACACAGAAUGUUACUAGAUGAAACCAAUGCACAUUUAGAAGAAAAGCUCCAGGAGAGCACUGAGCCCUGGGCAGCAAGUCACAGGCAAGCACAGAAGGGCUUUUCAGUCAGUACUGAGGAUGUAGGUGCCUACAAGCAAAAUGCAGGUCAGGAGGACAACUCUGGCAAGCAAGAACUGUGCAGUCCUGCAGAUGAAACAAUUUGUGCCAAGGCAGAUACAAAAUCAAAUACCAUCCAACACAACCCAAGUGUUACACCUGCAGCACCCAAACCUGAGUCUGAAGUGGCUCUUUGCACAGACAAUGCUGAGCUGGAGAGAAGUACAGACAGCCAGCAAGCUAAGGAGCUAAGUUUUGGCAUCCUACCUUACUCUAAAGAAAAUUCUCAAACUGAACACCAAAAAUGUGGCUUGCUGAGCAGUGACAACGAUGUAGAUAGUGGAUUACAUGCAGCAGAAAAACACUUAAAUCCAAGUGGUUUACAUAAACUCCCUUUCAAAGUGACACAUAGAGAUGCUGAAGACAGAAAUGCUGAUGACAACACCAGAAACACAGACAGAACUGGUGCACUGGGGAGCACUGGUGUUCCAGCAACUGAUGCUCAAAAUCUACCAACUGUUUGCUCUGAUAAUGCAAGAGGUGAUGAUGCUGCAAAAGAACACAGUGACCACAGGUCUCUCUUGGGUACCUGCAAUUUAUGGCCCUCAAAAAUUGAAAGGGGAACAAAUGUGGGUGACAUGUGCAGAAAGCAACCUGAACAAGACAGCACUAAACAAACAGGGAAUGCUCCAAACACAUCUCCUUUGAAUGCUGAAGCCAUAAAGGCUGAAAGUCUUGGAAUUGCUCUUAAAAAACCCCCAGCAGAUAGAACUGGUACAGAUGAACUAAUUCCAUGUCAGAAAGUUAACAAUGAAGCUCAGAUACACUCCAUCAAAAAUGGGCACUCCCUGGAGGUGAAUAAUUCAACAAAUACCACAUUGUUAAAAGAGAAAAAAGAUUCACUGGAUGGUGCAGUUCCAGGAAGGAAGUUUGCUGAGGGUCACCUGAAAGAAUCAUGCUCUUUACCCAUGAGAACAUCUGGAAAUUUAGUAAAUGUAAGUGGAAGGUCAUCCUUUGAUCUUUCAACCUCAGAUAAAAAAGCUGAGAAAACUCCAGUAUACCUCAAUUUUUUAGACUUCAGCUCUUGUUUAAGAGUAAAUCAAACGAGAGGUCAAGUGACAUGGACUUCAGCUCCCAAGGAUCCUUCCCUUCAGAAGGAGAAACUGCCAUGCUUAGUGGAAAACACCAAGGUUCUCUCAAAAGCACAGUGCCAGAAUCCCAGUGAAAAUGUGGCCAGAGGAGAAACAGGGCUAGGUUCUACAAGUUCCAACAGAGCUGCCAACACUCUGAAUACUUCCAGUAUCCAGCAAGACUCCCAAGGAGACCCUCGUGAGGAAUGGAAUGCUACAGCAAAGGCCUUUUAUGAUUCUUCUUUUCCCACAGAACAUGUGAAAGAAGCAUUUAGUGCUUCACAGCAGGAGCAGAAGUUUUCUCAUGUGACUGCAGCUCCAGCAAGAGGUGAAAACACACUCGGGGACGAGGACAGCUCUUCUCUUCAGCACUCCAUUAUGCAAAACCAAAUAGAACAGAUUGAGAAACUCCUGAAUUUGGAGAGACUUCAUUCAGCAAGAAAAAGAAGGUAUGAAGAAGGCCAGUGA
Messenger RNA from Acanthisitta chloris (rifleman), 3264 nucleotides. It is a transcript of the gene CCDC73, whose product is annotated as coiled-coil domain containing 73. The transcript is spliced from 18 exons. The record is from RefSeq and is a predicted model, not a curated record. NCBI's taxonomy places the organism in Eukaryota, Metazoa, Chordata, Aves, Passeriformes, Acanthisittidae.